GUUAGCUUCUUAAAACUGAGUGUAACGCCAAGCUUGUAUCUUUGGAUCUUUUUGUCCAGUCUCAUUUCUUUUCUUCGACCAUGACACCCAAGACCAACGCCCCAUUGACAACACCAUUACUACUACUGACUUUGUGGUUGGUUCCCUUGUCUGCCUUUCUUGCGGAUGGCUCUUCCUUUUCCAAAGCGCAUGCCACGGGAUUGCAUGCCAGCUUGGAGAGCUUGGCCCAAGGCUUGGCGCAGCACAAGUACGAAAAUGUCGUGGUCGUCCUGGGCGCCGGAGUCUCGGUGAAUGCCGGUAUCCCCGACUUUCGAUCUCCGGGAACUGGCCUCUAUUCCAAGCUGGAAGACUUACAGCUGCCGUACCCAGAAGCCAUUUUCGAACUCGUCUACUUUCGCAAGAAUCCACAACCCUUUGUUAACGUCGCACAAGCCAUGUGGCCCGGACAAGACGAGGGCCCCAAACCCACUCUGGCACAUUCCUUUUUGGCAGUGUUGGAACAACAGAACGUCUUGAAGCGAGUCUAUACGCAAAACAUUGAUGGUUUGGAACAAAUGGCAGGCGUCUCGCAAGAGCGACUGGUGGAAUGUCACGGCCAUUUUUCCUCCUGUUCGUGUAUUCAAUGCCAACAGAGUGCCGAUCUCCAAAUUUGCCAAGACACGUACCAAAAAGAAGGCCAAGUCAUGACCUGUCCUCAAUGUGGAUCCUACGUCAAGCCGGAUAUUGUCUUUUUUGGAGAGGAGCUUCCCUCCAUUUUCUUGGACUACGUCUACCAAGAUAUGGACGACUGCGACUUGCUCCUUGUCAUGGGGACCAGUCUAUUGGUGGCACCCGUCGCCAGUAUUCCCGACUGGGUAAGACCGACUGUGCCAAGGCUGUUGAUCAAUCGAGAGCUGGUGGGAAGCUUUGCUCAAGCAGCGCUUUUGGGGUCAAACUCGGCUACUACUAGGGAUGUCUUUUGCAAGGGAGACUGUGAUGACGGAGUCCGGGCCAUUUGCGAUUUGGCGGGGGAGGAAUGGGCCAACCAACUCAAGACGCUUCAUGGAGAAGUGUGUUCUUCUUCCACGUGAGACCAACAAUAAACAAGGACAAAGCAAAACUGAAAAUAGAGUCUACUUCUUGAGAUAUUAAUGUGGAUGACGUCCAAAAUGGUUUGCAGCCUCCUUGACAAUAUUUGCCUCCGAUGGACAACUAACCUUCCCAUGACAGUUUUUCCAUUUGGCACUGGCGAAUCGACUCCCACCUGUUCCAACAAGAUACACGGCAGCAGGACUAUCAUAAGGUGAUUUAAUGAAUAAAAUGCCCUUGCAUUUUGUACUUGCUGACUCGGAUGAUAGGUCCCUUCCACGAGUAUCAAACCAAGCGAAUCCUAGUUUCUGCC
Seminavis robusta is the source of this 1381-nucleotide messenger RNA. The record is from the annotation of a GenBank genome assembly. NCBI's taxonomy places the organism in Eukaryota, Bacillariophyta, Bacillariophyceae, Naviculales, Naviculaceae.